Messenger RNA from Polypterus senegalus (gray bichir), 1628 nucleotides. RefSeq lists its product as uncharacterized. Gene Ontology annotation, molecular function: NAD+ poly-ADP-ribosyltransferase activity. Gene Ontology annotation, cellular component: cytoplasm. The transcript is spliced from 6 exons. The coding region runs from base 138 to 1628 and encodes 496 amino acids. NCBI's taxonomy places the organism in Eukaryota, Metazoa, Chordata, Cladistia, Polypteriformes, Polypteridae. The record is from RefSeq and is a predicted model, not a curated record.
UCCCUGUCUGAAUCUUAUUUCGAAACUCAAACCUAAAGCGAUAAGAGGACCAUCAUUCACACAGCAGGCACACUACCGCUCUCUGCACUCCUCAAGGUUGCACUCCCUUACAGUUUAGACCGCACAGCAUAGACAGCAUGGCCUCCAAAAUCUGGGAAGAAAUUGACUCCAACGUUUAUAUUCCAGCUUGUCUAGAGAGUUAUACUGAACCUGUGCAAGACAAAGUCUAUGUAAUGUUCCAUGGAACAACAAAGCAAAAUGCAGUGCUAAUCAAGAAGAAUGGCUUCAAACCCUCUGAGAAUGGCAUGCUAGGACGGGGUAUAUAUGUUAGCCGAGACAUUCAGAAGGCAAGCAGGUACCCCUUGGAUAUUGAUGAAAAUCAGCGAUAUGUCCUAAAGCUCCACGUCCAUGUGGGAAGAGUUAAAAAAAUUGACAGGCAGGGGCAUCCCAUGCAGAAAACAUGGCACGAGAAAGGAUAUGAUACAGCCUGGGUGCCACCUAACUGUGGAAUGGUGCCCAGUGGCUUAGAAGAAGACUGCGUCUGGGAUCCCUGGAGAAUCCGGGUUAUAGAAAUCAUGAAUCCAUCUUUAGUUCGUCAGAUACUCCAUGAACAGGCUAUCAGGAAUCAGCCUUUUGCUCCUGAAAGAAUGUUAUAUGCACAAAAUUAUUUGGGCAGUGUGGUUGCAAAGCUGAAACUUAAAGGAAUUGACAGAAAGUCACUACCAGGAGAGGAGCCUGUGGCUUCAUUUGACUCUCCAGAUACGGAGAGGAUUGACAGACUGAUAGCUCUUUCUCGAUUCGAAUCAAAGAUUACAUUCCUUCACAUUUUUCUCCAGAGUUUAACUGAACCUGAGGAGAACAAUGUCUAUGUGAUGUUCCAUGGAACAGCAAGGCAAAAUGCACAACUCAUCAAAAGGAAUGGUUUCCAACCUUCUCAAGAUGGCAUGCUGGGAAAGGGAGUCUAUGUUAGCCGUGACAUUCAGAAGGCCAGCAAAUAUCCAAUACAAGUUGAUCCAACUCAACGGGUUGUCCUCAAGCUCAAUGUGAAUGUGGGAAAAGUUGUAAAGAUUGACAGGCAGGGGCAUCCACUGCAGAAGUCAUGGCACUCCUAUGGGUACGAUACAGCCUGGGUGCCACCUAACUGUGGAAUGGUGCUCAAAGGCUUAGAAGAAGAUUGCAUCUGGGAUCCAAGUAGAAUUCGAGUUAUAGAAGUCAUGGCUCCAUCUUCAGUGCCUAGUUUAACUGAACCUGAGGACCACAAAGUCCAUGUGAUGUUCCAUGGAACAACAAGGGAUAAUGCAGACCUCAUCAGAAAGAAUGGCUUCCGACCUUCUCAAGAUCACAUGCUGGAAACGGGAGUGUAUGUUAGCCGUGACAUUCAGAAGGCCAGCAGAUAUCCAAUACAAGUUGAUCCAAGUCAAUGGGUUGUCCUCAAGCUCAAUGUGAAUGUGGGAAAAGUUGUAAAGAUUGACAGGCAGGGGCAUCCACUGCAGAAGUCAUGGCACUCCUAUGGGUAUGAUACAGCCUGGAUGCCACCUAACUGUGGAAUGGUGCCCAGUGGUUUAGAAGAACAUUGCAUCUGGGAUCCAAGUAGAAUCCAAGUUAUAGAAGUCAUGGCUCCACUUUAA